This is a messenger RNA of Tyto alba (common barn owl), 1444 nucleotides long. Its product is annotated as putative methyltransferase DDB_G0268948. Gene Ontology annotation, molecular function: S-adenosylmethionine-dependent methyltransferase activity. The transcript is spliced from 7 exons. The record is from RefSeq and is a predicted model, not a curated record. Bases 452 to 1306 code for a protein of 284 amino acids. NCBI's taxonomy places the organism in Eukaryota, Metazoa, Chordata, Aves, Strigiformes, Tytonidae.
GGGGGUGGGGGGAGAAGGCUUCUCCGAGCACAUGGCAAGCGCCUGGGGGGGGAAUCCCCUCCAAAAAAAGGGCUUUGGCGCGGCUGCCGCUCCCCGGCUGGGAGUAUCCAGCCCUGAGCUGGCUGAGCUACGCAGCUGCUCAGCCUCUCUCCUUGCGUCACGAGCUGCAAUAACCGUUUCUUGCCUGACGUGGGAGAUCAGCUCGAGAAACUCACUGUCGUUGCGUCCCCUCGUUCCGUCGGCGGGGCGAGGCGCCGCGGUUGCCCACCCCCAAAAAAAAAAAAAAAAGAAAAGCAGGAGGGAGUCCUCCUGGCAGGCUCUUGGGGUCCUGGUGUCACGGCCACCGAGCCCGCGCUGGGUCGGUGCCUGCUCGGCCAACCGAGGGAAACGGGACACGGCGCGAUGGGCGAGCGGCGGCCGGUGGGCGCAGGGACCGGCUGGUUGACAGCGAAUGGAGGGGUUCAGCUGCCGGGUGCCAGGUCGCCCAAGCAUGGCCACCCAGAUGUUCGAGGGGCGAGGGCACGCGGCUGUCUACCAGAAAUACAGGUUUGCGCCGGGCGAAGAGCUGCAGCGCACCAUCCUCGCCUACCUGCAGGAAAAGAGGGCAAACCCGGCGGAGCUGGUGGUAGAUGUCGGCUGCGGGUCUGGGCAAGGCACCCGCUUCCUGGCGGAGCACUUCAGGAAGGUGGUGGGAACGGACAUCAGCGAAGCCCAGAUCCAGGAGGCCAGGGACACCCCCUCCCUGCCCAACGUCUCCUACCUUGUGUGCCCUGCGGAGGAGCUGCCCUUCGAGGGUGCCUCGGUGGACCUCCUGACUUCAUUUACGGCCGCACACUGGUUUGAUAUCGAGAAGUUCAUGAGAGAAGCCAACCGGGUGGUUAAGCCGGGCGGUUGCGUGGUCAUCAGCACCUACACCGUGGACAUGAGCCUGCGCUACGGGAGCUGCUCUGAAAAGCUGACCGAAGUCUUCAGAGAGACCUGGGACCUGCUUUUAAAAUACUCGCAUAAUAGACUAAAACUUGUCUUGGAAGACUACAAAGAGAUCUUUGAGGCCUUGCCGUUUCCAGACAAAAAGAGAAUCACUGAUAUCUUUGACAAAAUUCCCAUGACGAUUGCUGGUGUGAUUGGUUACUUGGAGUCUGCCUCUCCGUAUCAAGCCUUUUUGAAGAAUGACCCCAAAGCUGCAAAAUCCCUUCUCGAAGAGACUGAAAAGAGGAUGUUGGAGACGAUGGGAGUUUCUUCUCGGGAAACCCCGGUGGAGUUCUGGGUGAGGCACGUCUGUGUGCUGGGGUGCAAGGGACAGUGAGGAAACCCUUCCCCUGACCUGGUGUUGGAAGGGAAGGGAAAAGUGGGUUGCCUUCUAAUACCCUGCUUGUAACCACUCUCAUUUCUUGGGGAGAUUGAUGCUUAUUUCAGUAAUUAAAAUUUUGAUUUAUGGAAAGCA